CUUAAAUGCAUUGUUUAGUUUUUUUCUUUGGCACCUGUUCACGCUGAGCACUGACGUCAUCGGGUCAUUGUUCACUUUAAGACAACAUGGGGGCACCUGCCUCCCCUCACGCCACUCCGGCCUCUAGCCUCCUGCUCCUCCACACACCUGAGAGAUGACUCGUCGCGUGGCCGUGGUUGGGGGGGGGAGCUCAGGUCUGGCCUGCAUCAAGUGCUGUCUGGAUGAGGGGCUGCAGCCCGUCUGCUUCGAGAGCAGUGACGACAUUGGGGGUCUGUGGAGAUUCAAAGAGAAUCCAGAGGCCGACAGAGCCAGCAUCUACCACUCCGUCAUCAUCAACACCUCCAAGGAGAUGAUGUGUUUCAGUGACUUCCCCAUCCCGGCACACUACCCCAACUUCAUGCACAACUCCCUCAUCAUGGACUACUUCCGGAUCUACGCGGACCACUUCCAACUGUCUGAGCACAUCUGCUUCAACACCAAGGUCCUGCAGGUGAAGCAGAGAUCGGACUUCUCUCGUUCGGGCCAGUGGGACGUCGAGACGGAGAACAAGGACGGCCAGCAGGAGAAACACAUUUUUGACGCUGUGAUGAUCUGCAUCGGACAUCACUGCCACCCCCACCUGCCGCUGCACGACUUCCCAGCCCUCUACUGGGAGGGGAAACCCUUUGACAGUCUGCCUCUGAUGGCCAUGCUGUACAACGCGCUGUACCUGAGCACUCGGAGAGGAGCCUGGAUCCGGAACCGAGUAGGAGACUCGGGGCUUCCUACGGAUAUGCAGUUGCCCCGGCUGUUGAACUAUGUGAGGAACCUCGUUCCGAUGAGCCUGUUCAGCGGCCUGGUGGAGAAACGGCUCAACAAACGGUUCGAUCACGCUCUGUACAACCUGAAGCCCAAACACAGGUUGCUCAGCCAACACCCCACCGUGAACGACGAGCUCCCCAACCGCAUCCUGUCGGGAACGGUCCAGGUGAAGCCCAACAUCCGCAGGUUCCUGGGCUCCAGGGUGGAGUUUGAUGAUGGUAGCGUGGUGGAGGAUGUAGACCUGGUGGUGUUUGCCACAGGUUACAGGUUCUCCUUUCCCUUCCUGGCCUCACAUGUGGUCUCUGUGUCGGAGAACAACGCAACUCUGUACAAGUACGUGUUUCCUCCUGAGUUGGAACGCCCCACGCUGGCUGUCAUCGGCCUGGUGCAGCCACUGGGAGCCGUCAUGCCCAUCGCUGAGAUGCAGGCCAGGUGGGCCACGCGCGUCUUUAAAGGCUGCAUCAAGCUUCCCUCGGUGGCUUCCAUGCUGCAGGACGUCCGGUGCAAGCAGGAGGCCAUGGCUGAGAGGUACGUCUCCAGUCAGAGACACAACAUCCAGGUGGACUACAUCACCUACAUGGAUGAGAUAGCAGAGCAUUUUCUUGUGUAAAGUUCAAUUCACACACAUUUAAUUCUGAUGGUGAGCCUAUGGAAAAGGUCAUUAUGUCCAAGAGAAUAGGAUUGGUUUCCUUGUUACCAAAGAUUUACAAUUGCAGUCCCAUCAUGUUGCUGUCUGGAUAAAACAUAGCAACUGAUGCCAUCGUUGCCAUCAGGGACAUUUAUUAUCACAUAGAUUUGGCGUAUACUGUUUUUUUCUCAACACAUUGUUAAACUAAGAUACUUUAGUGACUACUUUAAGACAACAAUAAUUGCAACUCUGUCAUCAGAAUUUUAAAACAAUUUUUCUCUUUGUUCCAGAAUGCAACUUAUCUGUCCUCUUAUUUUAUUAUAUAUUUAGAUAGAUUUCAUGUAAUUUAAGUAAAAUAUUAAGUAGGAACAAAGUAACAAAAACAAAAAAGUUCUGCUAAGUGAGUGUGUAGCCAGGUUAUUUCAUUCAUCCAUCCAUUCAUUCAGAAUCAUGUGCGGUUCUUACAGUUGUCCACAAGGUGGCAAUACAUACAAAUCUGUUGUAGUGUUAAAGGGAGAUGCUAAAGUAUUUAGUUAUUCCUCCAGAUGCAACCCACCACCAAAUAAAGACUGAUAGAAUGUGCUUUUCCCCUCCGAAACAGGUCUUCACUAUGAAAUUGGAAGAAAUUAGAACAUUUUCUUCCAGGUCUCUCCAGAGAUGAUUUUGGUUUAGACAAACCCUCGUAAGAAAAUCUGUCAAAAAUCUGUCAAAACCAACCAGCAAAUUUAUAUUCAUGCCAAUCAAAGGUAAGGUAGAUUUCAGAUUUCUGUUUUCAAGAAAAAGUUGUCAAUCCAUCCCAUUCCAUUAUUUUUGUAUUCCCGGAAUUAUUCCAUAUUGUUGUUUUUGUAUACUUAAUAAUUUCGUAAAUGUUUCAUUUUCUAUCUUUUACAUUUUUUGAUGCAGUUUAAAAGUGCACUGAUUAUAUGCCAGCCACUCUCCAAUGAUUAAUGUUCAGUCUUGAUUCACUCUGGUCUCAAGCUCUACAUACAUAAUUUAUUAAGCAAAAAUAAUGAGCGUAGUAUUGAAGUGCGGCUCGCCUUUUCAUAUGCACCAUAACAGCAGUGACAUCAAGUGAUUAAAAUAUGAUUUAUGAAAACCUUAUAUCCAACAAGAAAGCAUCCCACAAUUACAAGGGUGCUCUGUAACCCCCCGUUUGCAUCAAAGUGAAGGAAGUACCAGAAGACACAAUCUCAGAGAAAGAAAUGAGGCUUUAUUUAUUGUUUUUAUUUGAUGGCUUAGUUUUCAAAUUUCAACAUACGUUAUCAUAAAAUAUGAAAUUGUUAUAUAGUUUGCUCUUUAUCCCCUUCCUUAUCCUAGCCCUUGCUUAAUUAAAUUAUUAUUUCAAACUGACUGGGCUCCUUCCUAAGCCAGGCCACUGCAAAUCUUAGUAUCAGAUACUGACUAGAUUGACGUCAAGAUGUUAGACGGAGGGAUGAGGCUGCAGGACUGACUGGACAGUAUCAUUGUUAAAGUGUGCAAGUUGUGUGUUGAUCCACACGGUGAUGCUACGUCUCUCUUCAAAAUUACAUAAGAACAGAUUAAAUUAAUUUUCAUUCAAAUAACUACAAAUUCAUAAAUGACAUGAUGUAUAGAAAUCCAAUUAAAUGGGUUAAUUCUGGUAAACCAAAAUAUUUAUUCCAGAGAAAAACAUAUGCAACAAGUGCCUCAAAGUGUGUCUUUUUUGCAAUGCACCUUGUUUUUAAAAAUGAAUUUGACUUGUUUGUUGCCUCGGUCCAAAUCCACUGCCUAGUAAAUCAUUUCUGACAAUGUGUUAGCACUUUUUAAUGAGGCCUGUUUUCCCUUGGUCCUCCUGGACAUUUAACUUCUAAAAUGUUUUGAUAUUAUUACGCUAUUGCAAUGUAAGCUCGAGGCAAACAUUUAACUGCCUGGACCUUUUAACUUCCCCUUCCUCCAUCUCACUUUGCUUAGUGUUUUUCUCCCAUGAGGGAAUUGUAUUUAAUACAACAAACCUACACUGCCAGAUGCCCAUGCACAAUGCACGCACAAGUUUGUUACAAUGUAUUAUUAAAUAUAUAUAUAGUAUAAUUAAAGUAUUAUUACAUUAUAUUAAUAAAGUUGGAUUCGCUAAAUCACAUCGAGAUUGAUGCAAUUGAUAUUUUAACACACAGUAUGUGAUUUUUUCACUAGUCGGAUGUCAUUUAAUUUUAAUUGGUAGCCUGCAGUUCUCACACACCUGAGACAAGUCUUUGACUUAAUCGAGAUUUUGUGAGAUGCAAAUGACUCCACAUGGCCAACUACACCAGAAAUCAUAAGGAUUCAAAGCCUCUUCGGGGUCCUUGAGACUUUCCUCAUUUAAAUAACCUUAAUAGACAUACACAAGCUUUUAAUUAAUUUAACACUGAAUAAAAAAGCAUGUAGGUCUAUAACAUUACCCAAUAAAGAAGUUGGAAGAAGAAGAAAUGGGUGUCCCGAUUAUAAGGAAGGAAAUAUAACUCAACUGCAAACUUUUUUUUAAACUACGACCAAUGAAGUAUUUCCACCGCUGCGUAAUUGCGUCACUUAUUGUGAAAGAGGUCACAGGAAGUUUUAUUUUUUUAGGAGUUCCUUAGGGCGUACCCGAGUAAUAUGAGCAAUAGACCGUAUUCACAAAAACGGAAAUGCGUAAUCAAUGUGGAAGUGGACUUCCUGUCAAGCGUCAACACAUCAGGAGAUAAUGGAGUCUUCACAACUUCGCUCACAGAUUUACCUACAACUACAUUUGCUGACUGGUUGCAAGACUGGUGGAGGAAAACUCCGUCACAAAAAAGAACAAAAUAAAUAAAUGGUACAUUUUUCCAUGAGGAAUUUGUCCAUCAGUAACAAGUUUACUUAAGUGAGAGCGAUCAGGCUAACUGUUAGCUACUGAACCGUUAACUAGAAUGACAAAUCAUUAGAGUUUCCUUUUAGACAUAAUGUAUGUGAAGUAUAGAGGAUAUAGAAUACCUUAAUAAAGCAGUAUAAUCUUUCAAUUAAGCAUUGUGGUAUCAAUUUGUUCUGUAUAGUUGUCCAAGUAAACGUCUUGUGUGUAGCGACAAUAAUG
This is a messenger RNA of Pungitius pungitius (ninespine stickleback), 4469 nucleotides long. RefSeq names its product flavin-containing monooxygenase 5-like. Bases 155 to 1411 code for a protein of 418 amino acids. The record is from RefSeq and is a predicted model, not a curated record. Lineage: Eukaryota; Metazoa; Chordata; Actinopteri; Perciformes; Gasterosteidae. Gene Ontology annotation, molecular function: flavin adenine dinucleotide binding; N,N-dimethylaniline monooxygenase activity; NADP binding. The transcript has 10 exons.